Messenger RNA from Gloeophyllum trabeum ATCC 11539, 884 nucleotides. RefSeq lists its product as uncharacterized. The record is from RefSeq and is a predicted model, not a curated record. Bases 1 to 708 code for a protein of 235 amino acids. Lineage: Eukaryota; Fungi; Basidiomycota; Agaricomycetes; Gloeophyllales; Gloeophyllaceae. The transcript has 2 exons.
AUGUCUCCGCCCGCCUGCGCGUCGGGUAAACUUCAUUAUAUGCGCAUAUAUCGACCCCAAAGGCAAUUGGUAUGCACAUCAUCAACGCUCCUCCCGAACUCCCACAGCAUUUCCGGUCUUCGCGCCCUCGACUCCGUCACGAUCUCCUGCGCACUGCUGACCCUCGGAAAACAAUCACGACCUCUAAAGCUCAUCCUCGCCCAUUUACCGGCUCGUAUAACAUCGCUUACCCUGACAGCCCUCGCCCGCAUCGACGCCGCCCUCCUCCGUCUAAUCGCCGGCGUGUUCCCGGCGCUGACGACCCUCGAGCUGAGCGUCGCGGAAAGGCUGGACUACGAGUGCUGCGCCAACUGCUUCGCGGAGAGCGCGAGCUGCGUCGUGUAUGCGCCUAUCCCGCACCAUCACCGGUCGGCGGAGGCGCUGGGGGAAGCGCUUGGGUCGGCCUUGCAACCGCUGAAGGCACUUCGACGUCUGUUCCUCGGCCUCCUUCUCUGCCACGCAGACACCCUAACGUGCUUCGACUUCAACUGCCCGGAAGCGUUUAAUGCGGGGAGGCAAUCACCAGAGGCUGUCCGCACGAAUGAGGGGCUCGCUGCGGCCGCGAUUGUUCCGAGCGUUCCUUCGCUGGAGACUAUUACCUGGGGGUUGCCUCCUCACCAACGGCUGCACGGGACGGACCACAGAGCAGAGCCGACUUCCGUUGGAUGAUGCUUCUCGUUCUGGCUCUCGCCGACUUUAUACUGGGUUGUCAUGUAGGAAUUGGACCGAUGCUGCUGACUUGGGGCUCUCUUCUACGCACACUGAACGGUCGACCCGGCACCUGAUCGAUUCAGGCUUGCGGAAGUUGAUGACUAUUUGUGACGCACCUGCAUGACGCAGUUCGU